UCAGGUGAAUGGGUCACUGAGGGAGGAGGUGGCCACACCACACCCUCUGCCAGCGUCCACCUCCUUCCUUCUGUUCCCUCUGAGAGAGGCGGCAGGACUCGCCAGAGAACCGGCUGCAGCGCGCAGGGGCCGGCGCAGGGCGCAGCAGAUUGGCUUAUCUUGGGAGGCACCAGGCAUUGCUCAGCUGGAAGAUCAGGUGACCAUUGACAUCAGCCAUGUCCUCAAGGCCUUUUGAAAGUCCACCUCCUUACAGACCUGAUGAAUUCAAACCCAGUCAUUAUGCUCCAAGCAAUGACAUAUAUGGUGGAGAGAUGCAUGUUCGACCAAUGCUCUCUCAGCCGGCAUAUUCUUUCUACCCAGAGGAUGAAAUUCUUCACUUCUACAAAUGGACCUCUCCUCCAGGAGUAAUUCGGAUUCUGUCUAUGCUCAUCAUUGUCAUGUGCAUUGCCAUAUUUGCUUGUGUUGCCUCGACACUUGCCUGGGAUAGAGGCUAUGGAACUGGCAUACUAGGAGGUAGUAUAGGCUACCCUUAUGGAAGUGGCUUUGGUAGCUACGGAAGUGGCUAUGGCUAUGGUUAUGGCUAUGGUUAUGGCUAUGGAGGAAGUUAUACAGAUCCCAGAGCAGCCAAGGGCUUCCUGCUGACCAUGGCUGCCUUUUGUUUUAUUGCUGCAUUAGUAAUAUUUGUUACCAGCGUUAUAAGAUCGGAAAUAUCUAGAACAAGAAGAUACUACUUAACGGUGAUAAUCAUGAGUGCUAUCCUGGGCAUCAUGGUGUUUAUUGCCACAAUUGUCUAUAUAAUGGGAGUCAACCCAACUGCCCAAGCUUCCGGAUCUAUGUACAGCUCACAAAUAUAUGCCCUCUGCAACCAAUUCUACGCAACUACACCUACAGGACUCUAUGUGGAUCAGUAUUUGUAUCACUACUGUGUGGUGGAUCCCCAGGAGGCCAUUGCCAUUGUAUUGGGGUUCAUGGUUAUUGUGGCUUUUGCUUUAAUAAUUUUCUUUGCUGUACGAACCCGAGGAAAGAUGGACCGCUAUGACAAGUCAAAUAUUUUGUGGGACAAGGAACAUCAUUAUGAUGAACAGCCUCCUGAUGUUGAAGAGUGGAUUAAAAACGUGUCUGCAGGCACUCAAGACAUGCCUCCUCCCCCAUCUGACUAUGUGGAAAGAGUGGACGGUUCUUUUGCAUACUCUGUCAAUGGCAAAAUGAAUGACAAGCAGUUGUAUCCAGAGUCUUCCUAUAAAUCAACACCGGUCCCUGAAGUGGUUCAGGAGCUUCCAGUGACUUCACCUGUGAAUGACAUCAGGCAGCCUCGGCAGAGCAGCAGCAGUAACUUUGAGACACCUUCAAAAAGGUCUGCCACAAAGGGAAGAGCUGGAAGGUCAAGGAGAACAGAACAAGACUACUAUGAGACAGACUACACAACUGGUGGCGAGUCUUGUGAUGAGCUGGAGGAGAACUGGAUCAGGGAAUACCCACCUAUCACUUCAGAUCAACAAAGACAACUCUACAAGAGAAACUUUGACACUGAUCUGCAGGAAUACAAGAGCUUACAAGCAGAACUUGAUGAGGUCAAUAAAGAACUCUCUCGUCUGGAUAAAGAGUUGGAUGACUAUAGAGAAGAAAGUGAAGAGUACAUGGCUGCUGCUGAUGAAUACAAUAGGCUGAAGCAAGUAAAGGGAUCUGCAGAUUACAAAAGUAAGAAGAAUUAUUGCAAGCAGUUGAAGAGCAAGUUGUCACACAUUAAGAAGAUGGUUGGAGAUUAUGAUAAACGGAAAACAUAGAAGGCAGAUACCACAUUGAGAGAUUAAGAAGUAUCUGAUAUCUUUGCAGUGUUGUCAGAAGGCAGCGUGACUUCGGACUCUGACUUGGGAGACCAAAUCUUUGUGAUCAUUACAAAGUUUUGGUAGCUUUAAUAUCGACAGUUCAAUAUCAUCAGUAUUGAAGCAUUUUAUAAAUAGCUUUUGAUAAUCAGCUGGGCUGAACACUCCAGUUAAGGACUUUAUGCAAUAAGUAGUUAAAUGGUUCUUGCAUUAAGAACUAACUAUUGGGCCUCCCCUGUGGCACAGCAGUUGAGCCUGGGCUGCGAAGCUGCCUGUAGCCUUUGCAGCGCUGGUUCAAUCCCCAGCUGCCAGGCAAGGGUCCCACAUGGCGCGCAGACCUCUCCUGCCGCCCGCUGCUCCCCUCAGCAGUGUAUUUCUUCAUCAAUCUGUCUGUUCUGUUCCCCGCUCUGGCUCUGGUGAAUUCUCUCACCCUCUUGUGCUUCUGACUGUACCCAAUGCUUGUAUAAAUAAAUAAAAUAAAAUCUUUAAAAAAAAAAAAAAGGGUAAAGGACCCAAGUAGACAUUCAAAAAAAAAAAAAAAGAACUAACUAUUGUUUGAGAUUUUGAAACAUUUAAGGAAGGUCCUGGAGUAAACUGUAAACCGUGCGGUGAACUUUCACACCUUAUGUAAGUCAUAGCUUCGUGUUUGUUAGUUCAGAUGGGUGAUCUCCUUUAAUCCUCCCAGAAUCCUCCCUUCAGAUAACUGUAACUUAUAAUAAUUCCUUUUCAAAUAGGGAAACUGGGUCCCUUCAGUGACGUCUCUGAAGUGAAACUGCUUGCUUCCUUGGUUACAGUUUUGGUUAAGUAUGUUUUAUGACUCCGUUAAUAGCCCCUGGCCUUUCUGAUUUUAGCUACUAAGGAUAUUGCAUUCUACCAAUCUCCUUAUUGAUUUUUGUGUACAAAAAUUGUUAAAAGAACUUUUUACUGUUUUAUGCAAUCCUGUAAAAGAAACAAAUCAUGUAAAAGCAACAAAUAUGUGAAAUUUAAAGACUGUAAAUACAUACCUUUUUAAAAUCAAAGUUUAAACCUGGUUAGAAUUUUGUUGUAUAUUUUAAAUACUUUUUAUCCUCUGUGGUUUACAUGUAUUUUUUUAACCAGCUAGUCUUUUUCAUUACAUCAGAGUAUCCUAUUACAUUUAUAAUCUGAUUGUGACUUGAAUGUUUAAGCUCUGUACAUAUUUCACUAUAAGGCAUUAAAACUGGUGUUUUCUUUCUACAGUAUACCUGUUUGAUGUCAUUAGUGCUAUUUAAUACUAAAUAAUGGGAAACUACAUCCAGCAGUAGUAUCUGUUAUUGUUUUAAUCUAUUUUGGGUGCUGUGUUGGUUGGUAGUUUCACAAUCCUUUGGUUAUAAGAAGUGUGAUUUGUUCUGGAAAUAGAAUGCAAUACCAUAAAAUACCAGAUUAUUUCAAAUGGUGUCCUUAUUCUCAGUAUUUAAAAAAAAGAUUUUAUUAGUAAAGAAAAUUAGCUGGUAAUACUGGGCAUAUAGCUAACCAAGUUUAUUAUGACUACCACUGCCCCUAUUUAGAAUUCUUUUGAGAAUUUU
Molecule: messenger RNA, 3367 nt
Organism: Talpa occidentalis (Iberian mole)
Lineage: Eukaryota; Metazoa; Chordata; Mammalia; Eulipotyphla; Talpidae
Gene: OCLN
Product: occludin
Exons: 9
Coding region: 216-1784 (522 amino acids)
Biological process (GO): bicellular tight junction assembly
Cellular component (GO): bicellular tight junction; cytoplasmic vesicle; apical plasma membrane
Source: RefSeq, a predicted model, not a curated record